GCUGGGCUCAGCGCUGGAUCCGCCUUCCCGAGCCGGAGCCUCGCAGAGAGGGGCUCCGCUGACAGCAGGAGCCUCGCUCAGACCGCUGCCCCGAGGAGGAUGAGCCGGUCACCGCCGUGAGCCUGCCUGCUGCUGCCAGGGCAUCCAGAAAUGGGGCACUGGAGGAGACCCGGUCUGCUUCCCCUACUGCUGCUCUCCUUGUCCUGCGGGGCCGGCGCCCGCCGCAGCCUCAAGACCAACCUGUGCAAGUGGUGCGACUCCACGGCCCCGGCGUGCCAGGACAAGGUGUGCUACAGCAACUGCAACCUCAACUCCUACUGCGAGCACCCCCACGAGAUCUGCGUGGCCGUAUGGAGACAGGACAACGAGAGCAUCAGGAUCAGCACGCUGUGCCACAACCCCCAGCGCCCCAUCGAGAACCUCAUGGUGCCCAACUACAACACCUCGCGCUGCAUCAUGAGCCUCCAGCCCAGCGAGGACAGCGUCAUCUACAUCUGUGGCUGCGUGGAUGAGCAGGAGUGCAACGACAAACUCAUCUUUGAAAACCACACCAAUGGCUACUCCAUGCUGCAGAGCAAAGAGGUGAUCCCAGUGGCUGCCAUCAGCCUCCUGCCCCCGCUGCUGGUGGCGGUGAUGAUCACGGUGAUAUUUUACCUCUGCCGCACGCAGAAGCGCCGCAAGAGAGCCAAGGCGUGGGGCGGGAAGCAGGGCCAGCCGCCGGUGCUGCCGGAGCAGGGGAAGGCAGGCGAGCGGGAGGAGAAGCUGUCGGUGCUGAUGGACGAGAGCCCGGGCAGCACCAGCCCCGGCGGCCGCCCCACGGAGCUGCUCCCCAUCGAGCUGGACGAGAUGGUGGGCAAGGGGCAGUUCGCCGAGGUGUGGAGGGCCAAGCUGAGCCACAGCCGCUCGGGGCAGUACGAGACUGUGGCCGUGAAGAUCUUCCCCUGCGAGGAGUACUCGUCCUGGAAGAACGAGAGCCAGAUCUUCACCGACACCAGCCUCAGGCACGACAGCGUCCUGCAGUUCCUCACGGCCGAGGACCGGGGCACGGGGCCCCGCCGCGAGUACUGGCUCAUCACCGCCUACCACAGCCGCGGCAACCUCAAGGACUACCUGUCCCACCACGUGCUGAGCUGGAUGGAGCUGCAGAAGAUGGCCGGGUCCCUGGUGAGCGGGGUGGCCCACCUGCACAGCGACUACACUGCCUGCGGGCGCCCCAAAAUCCCCAUCGCGCACCGCGACAUCAAGAGCACCAACGUGCUGGUGAAGAGCGAGCAGGAGUGCGUGCUCUGCGACUUCGGCAUCGCCAUCCGCCUCGACCCCUCCCUCACCGUGGAUGACUUUGCCAACAGCGGGCAGGUGGGCACCGCCAGGUACAUGGCCCCGGAGGUCCUGGAGUCCAGAGUGAACCUGGAAGACCUGGAGUCUUUCAAGCAGAUGGAUGUCUACUCCAUGGCCCUCGUUUUGUGGGAAAUGGCCUCCAGAUGUGAAGUGGUAGGAGAGGUGAAGAAUUAUGAGCUGCCCUUUGGGUCGAAAGUCCAGGAGCAGCCUUGUGUGGACACCAUGAGGGACAUUGUGCUGCAUGGCAGAGGCCGGCCCGAGAUCCCAAGCAGCUGGCUGGUGCACCAGGGAAUGCGCUUCCUGUGCGACACCAUCACGGAGUGCUGGGACCACGACCCCGAGGCGCGGCUCACCGCCCACUGCGUGGCUGAGCGCUUCAACCUGAUGGCACAGAUGGAUUGUGAUGACAUCCUCAACAACAACACGGACAACGAGGCCAGCAAAACAGCUGCUCCAGGUGGGGAGCUCCAGGACAGCGAGGGCAGCAGAAACACCCAGUGAUGCAGCAUGCAGAAUCCUCAGCGCGAGGAACAAGAGGAUAAGGGAGAAGCAUUUAGCUCAUGAGGGAAAAAAACCUCACUGUUUUUCGAAAUGGAACUAAGAUCUAGUACAUAAAUUAUUUAUAAGAUCUGUUUCCUCCCACAGAUAUACAAUGAACUGAGGAAUCAAUAUUUUGGUUAAAGUGAAACAUUAUUAUAUGAACUGACUUUGUACUUACUUAAAAUGUAUAAUGAUGCAAAGCAUUCCUUUUAUUAUUUUUUAAAAUAAUAAUGUUUAAUCUUUUAUUAAUAAGCAGCUGAAUUCCACGUCUCUCUUUUUUAAGUCCUUCCAUAUUGUCAUCAUGAGUUUCUUUUCUAGCUUAUUCUGCAGUGAUUAAAACAAUUUUCCCCUUUUUAAAGGCCUAAACAUACACACACAAAAUCUGUUGUAGCAGGAAAAAAAGGCAUCAUGAGAUGUACCACACCCUCUGUGGAAGAAAUGCUGACAUCCAAGAAAAUCACUCAUGCAACACUGUCCAAAGAUCCACAAUAAUCCAGUAUGUAAAAGCCUGAUGUGAUGAAACUCCAACACACCUUUCCUCACUGGGGAAUUCCUGGGUUGAUAGUUCAGGUGGGUGUAUGAAGCUUCUUUGAGAGAGAAAAUGGAAGUCACCAGUGUAGGCAUGGCUGCUUCACCCUAAAAAUUUUCCAUGCAGGACAUCUAGACAAGCCUUUCCCCCAUCAGACCAGUUUCCAGCCACCUCUGGCCAGAUCUGUGCCACAGUAACAGUGCCAACACGAGGGUGUUGGCAAUUCCUCUGGAAACUCUCACACCCCCUGCUGGGUUACCCCACCUGGGGAAACAGGAUCAGACUGAACUGAGACCUUUGUCCCCACGAUCACCACAUCAACCCAGGCUGCCUCCAUUCUGGACAGCAAUUAAGGAAAGGUAAGGCACACCUCACUCUGAACCCUGGCACUGUGCAAUCCCUGCGCCCUUGGGAGCAAAGACCUCAGGUGCCCCAAAGUCCUGCAAGCCCAUACCUGACACCUACACAGAGGUGUAUUUUUUGGGAUAGCACCCAAGAGGAAUACACUCCUUGCCACCACACAGCUGCAUGGAUCAGCCCAGAAAGAGAGGAAGGGAGCAAACCAUGCAACAGCCACAAGUUUUCUGCAGCUGAGGCUCCUCAUGUGGAGCAGGGACACAGAUCUGCAGGGCUGGUUUGGUUCUCUAAAGUGCUCAGCUAUGACAGCAUCAACCCAUAUAAAAACCUUUUCUUCUCCAGCUAUUGUUUCCAUCUCCCUGGACUGUUUUUACAGCUGCUAAAUUAAAAACCUAGAAACAAAUUGCCUCUAAACGCUUCAAAUAAGGACAAAAGGGGAAUGAAUUACGUUGCACCAAAUCUAAAUAACAAAAAAUUUGCUUAGCUACCACUUAUGCCAUCUGCAACUGUGACCACACCUGUCAUUUUCACUAAUCUUCACCUGGCUGCUACCUCCUGACACCUCAAAAUUUUUCAAGUUAACCCUUUUCUCUUCAAGCACACCCUCCCCAGUUACCCACAAAUACAUCUUUUCCAUCCCACCUGACUUCAGCCUCAUUUCUUUAAUAUAUUAACCACUGCUCUAGCACAAGAGAAACAGAGCAGGGGCAGCUUUUCUGUCAUGGAGAUGAAAAACUACAGGAGCACACCAACACACUCCCCCCCAGUCUCGCCUUCCCAUAGUAUUUUAUGCAGAAUUUCCAUACCAAGUUCU
This is a messenger RNA of Zonotrichia leucophrys gambelii, 3578 nucleotides long. Its product is annotated as TGF-beta receptor type-2-like. The record is from RefSeq and is a predicted model, not a curated record. Gene Ontology annotation, biological process: transforming growth factor beta receptor signaling pathway; protein phosphorylation; heart development. Gene Ontology annotation, molecular function: transforming growth factor beta receptor activity, type II; ATP binding; SMAD binding. Gene Ontology annotation, cellular component: signaling receptor complex; plasma membrane. NCBI's taxonomy places the organism in Eukaryota, Metazoa, Chordata, Aves, Passeriformes, Passerellidae. Bases 151 to 1839 code for a protein of 562 amino acids. The transcript has 7 exons.